ACUGGCAGAAACUGCUCCCGCCGCCCUCCCUCUCUGAGCCCUCCGCGCCGCCAGGGGGCGCUGUGCGCGCCGGGCCCGCGCCGUCCCGCCGCCGCCGCUCUCGCCGCUUCUCCCCGCCCCUUCCGCCUCUUCUGCCGCCGCCAUCGCUGGGACGCCGGGCCGCUGCGCGCCAUGUCGUCCCACAAGACCUUCAAGAUCAAACGCUUCCUUGCCAAGAAGCAGAAGCAAAACCGGCCGAUUCCGCAGUGGAUUCGCAUGAAAACGGGCAAUAAGAUCAGGUACAACUCCAAAAGGAGGCACUGGAGAAGGACCAAACUGGGCUUGUAAAGAGAAACCAUCUCCUGGGAACUCUAAUAACACUUGUCUUUCUGCAUCAGAUGGGUGUAGCCCAUACGCUGCUUGGCAACCCCACGUGAUUCCUUCUGUAGUGUUGGACUGCAAUCCCCAGUGGUUUUUUUAUAAAUUAGUCUGGGAUAUUGAUGUUAACUGGGAAAAUCUGGAAGUAAUUUGCAUCUGAAACAUGAAGACUGUGUUCUAUUAGUGUUCUUUCUUCAGGCUUCAUUGUGAGUGUUGACAGUGUACAGGCUUACUAAUAAAGAUGGACCUGAAUUA
Molecule: messenger RNA, 612 nt
Organism: Apus apus (common swift)
Lineage: Eukaryota; Metazoa; Chordata; Aves; Apodiformes; Apodidae
Gene: RPL39
Product: ribosomal protein L39
Exons: 3
Biological process (GO): translation
Cellular component (GO): ribosome; cytosolic large ribosomal subunit
Molecular function (GO): structural constituent of ribosome
Source: RefSeq, a predicted model, not a curated record